Molecule: messenger RNA, 1425 nt
Organism: Tetrahymena thermophila SB210
Lineage: Eukaryota; Ciliophora; Oligohymenophorea; Hymenostomatida; Tetrahymenidae
Exons: 6
Source: RefSeq, a predicted model, not a curated record
AUGUAGCUUUUUAAAAAUAUUUAACUAAUGAUUAAAAUAGCAAUCUUACUACUUUUUAAAGGAGUUUAUUAAGUUAAAGGAAUUGAUUGUACAGAUAUUAUAUCACAAUAUAAUUUUGAUUCAUCGCAAAUUAUGUGUGCAUUAGAUUUUAAUUUAAUCUCAGAUUUCAGAUAAAUAAGUCAUAAUUUAAACUUUCCAAGCGAUGAUUGCAAAAAUAUUAAAAGUAUUCUAACAGAUAAAACAUAUUAUGGAACAGGAGGUGAUAAUUGUGAUUAUACAAAACCUAUAAUACUUAAUUAUGAUAGUUGGCCAUAUUAUGCUUAAAGAGUAUUCGUUUAGCAAACUCAGUGGGCAUUCUCAUCCACUAGAAGUGAUUGCCCGCUUUUAACUUCUUAUAUAUCUGUUAAUGAUUCAGCUCCAUAAUCUUUCAGUCCUCCAUUAUCUGAUUACUUUAGUGCAAUAAUUUUAUGUGAUUACUAUAAUACAAGCUUUCUUGUUCAUAAUGUUAACUAAAGAGUUACUAAGGUUUCCUUCAGUCCUGGCCUUUAUGUUAAAUAUAUUGAAAAACUUUACAUAUUAAUAUUUAAGUGUCCUAAAUUUUGCAGUUCAUGUGAUGAUAAUUUAAUAAAUUGCCAUAGUUGUGCUGAUGGAUACUAUUUAGAUUUAACAAGCGGCACUAAUUGCUUAGACUGUGAUUAGAGUUGUUUUACUUGCAAUGGCUCUCUACCUACUAAUUGCUUAACAUGUCCAUCUGGAAAGUAUUUAUAUAAGAAUAAAUCUUGUUAAUCAUGUUAAAAUACAGGAGUAUUCAUAAGCGGCACUAAUUGCUUAGAUUGUGAUUAAAGUUGUUUAACUUGCAACGGCUCUCUACCUACUAAUUGCUUAACAUGUCCUGCAGGAAAAUAUUUAUAUAGGAAUAACUCUUGUUAAUCAUGCUAAAAUACAGGAGUAUUCAUAAGCGGUACUAAUUGCUUAGACUGUGAUUAGAGUUGUUUUACUUGCAACGGCUCUCUACCUACUAAUUGCUUAACAUGUCCUAAUGGAAAGUAUCUACAUGAUGAUAAUUCAUGUAAAGUCUGUAAAACAAAUGAUGGAUUUAUUAUUGAAGGUAUAUAUUGUAAAGCCUGCUUUAAGGGGUGUAAAACUUGUUUUGGACUAAGUAAAAACUAAUGUUCUGAUUGCUAUGAUUCAUAUUCUUUAUUUAAAUCAUAAUGCGAUUAAUAAUUUUUUACCUAUAAUUCCUCAUUCGGAGAUAGUUCUAUUUUCUUCCUCAGGCUUUGGCUUAUUAAUGAGUGGCUUUAUAGUUUAGAAGUUUAGCUAUUUUUUACUAAUAGACACUAUAUUACCCAGAAAUAUCUAUUAAUUCUUGUAAUCUUUAUCUAAACAAUAUCCAACUAACCAAUUGAAAUUUCUAAACGCCUUUGA